Molecule: messenger RNA, 1715 nt
Organism: Closterium sp. NIES-65
Lineage: Eukaryota; Viridiplantae; Streptophyta; Zygnematophyceae; Desmidiales; Closteriaceae
Source: the annotation of a GenBank genome assembly
AUGGAGUUAGUUACAGUAGAUAAAACGGCUGAGAUCGUUAACGAGUACCGCAAGUACAAUGCGUCGUCGGCGCGUGAUGACGUUGAGUCAGGACGGGACUCUUCAUCUGGUGACGAAUCAAAUAGCGACGGCGAUGUUGGGCCAUACGCUAACAAGGGCGUGUCCUCCCCUCCAAAACCAAGGGAGAGGCGCGUGAGGCGCUUAGAUGACAUCGGUCCCAAAGCCGGCCAGAAAGGGCGUAGUGGUGGAAAGCAAAACAACGCGAAGGCGGCGGCGGCAAAGGGCAGUCCCUUGGGGAGGCUCUCGAAGGAGGUGGCUGGUGGCGACGAGCAGGAACAUGGCGAGCUUGAAGGGCGUGGUGGUGGAAAGCGCAACAACGAGAAGGCGGCGGCGGCGGCCAAGGGCAGUCCCUCGGGGAGGCUCUCGCUGGAUGUGGCUGGUGGCGACGAGCAGGCGCUGCCCAGGCCCGUUAUAGAAGGGCUAGCAGAGCAGCGAGGUGGUGGCGGUAUCGAUCAGGAUGAGGACAAGCCGGCAGCAGUGACUGCUGGGAAAGAACAUGGACGUGAAGCUGUGAUUCCGUACAAACGACGCAAUGCUGUGGACUCGGCCGGUCGCGACCGAAAUGCAAGACAAGCUCGACAAGGGACGAAACAGUAUGUUUUGAGCUCGUCGGGUUCGGAGGAGGGAUCCAGCGACAGUGAGUCAGGCAGCUCAUCCGGGAGUGAGGAAGUAUACGAGGACGAGGAGGAGGAGGAAGAGGAAGAGGAGGAUGAGGAGUUGGAGCCGGAGAGCGAGGAUGAGGAGGAGGCUCGGCCUUUGAAGAGGAGGGGUGUGCGGAAGACCAAGAAGGGCAAUGGAAAGCGAAAAUCGGAGACAGGACGGGUGAAGAGCUAUAAGCAGAGUGUGCGUCGUGCCAAACCACAUGGCAAGCGCCAGAGACCUCGAUUCGAAGCUAAAAUUGUGGGUGUGCGUAGCAAGGAGAAGCGGGAGUUGGAUUUUUACGAGUCCAUGGGGCUACGAUGUCCAUCAAGCCCUCAUGAUCGGAAAGCCACCGACACGUAUGCUGCGUUACGCGAGCAGAUGGAUUCGUCUGGGAAGGGAGAUCCGAUCGCUUGGGGGUCAGCGCGGUUUGGCAGGGAAGCGACGGACCCGCAUGCAAAGCUUUCGGGGGGUCACGCGGUUCAGGUGAAAAUCGAGGGAGCAACGAAGCGGCACGAACCCUCGGCCGCCGCAGCAGCCAAUGACGGUGUGGGAGGAGGUGUGUGGGCGAAUUCCUUGGGUGAAUGUGGCGGCGGUGUGGAAGGCUCCAUGUGGGAUGUACGGGAUAGCAGGGGAGAAGGAGGAGACUUGAAAAUGGAUCCGGCGACUAAGGAGGGGAGGGGCGAGAGCAUGGGCACACCUGGCGCAUCCAGUCGGCCCAAUGUGGCUGGCGGCAACACGGUGGAGCAGCUCAUGCGGGAGCUUGCCCAGCGGGAUCGCGAAAUUGCGGCACUCAAGGCAAGGCCAGGAGCCAAAGGACCUGUCAAACCCUGCACCCCUCCGUCUAGGCCUCCUCGUAUUGCGUCUCUGUCGAGCGGCCCAUCUGCAGUGGGCCUCGAUCCAGGCGUGGCGCCUGAAAGCCCAUCAACGGUAGACGUACCGGUCCGUCGAACGCGUGGGAUGCCCAAGCCCAAGCUGCUGAAGGUGGAGCCCCUGUUCAUGGCGCUGCUUGUCUG